AUGAGUGACAGCAAGUCAUUCCAGUCUUACCCGGCAAGCAUUUUCUCCGACGAAAGUGACCUCGCGUCUGAUAUAGAAGCAGAUUUACAGGAACUUCCAGCUGAGACUGAUUCACAAUCUUGCGCCGCUUUCUCCUCAGAUGUGGCCUCUCUUGGCAGUUUUGCUUCGCCGUUCACCGGUAGUCUUUCGUCGGUAAAUGAAAUUCCUAGAGGCCAACGGUUUGUCGAUGAGCAACCCAUCUACCUUCCCGCUCUUUUUUACUUUCGUGCCUCUAACUCUCUCCUACUUCCCUCGUCCGAAACAGACCGGUGUCAAGAGGUUAGACUUUGUCUUGACACAACAAAAACGGAAGUGGGUUCCGGACAGGGUCCUAUAACUUCGCUGAGUCAAAAUCUCCCGAGCAGCCGCCUGCUUAGCGGCUUUGCCAGUGGUCGGAUUGCCAUGUGGCAGAUGCCCGAAACAGACCGGGGUGAACCUCUAUGCGGCGACGCAGAAGACGACGACACGUCGACAGUCAGCUCCUCAACCAUCAAAAAGGGCGUGAAGAAGGCAGCCGGCAGUCUGCUGAGGAUUAUUAAUGACGCCCAUCAAGACAUGCAGUCGAUAAUUGUAUGCGCCUUCACGUCUUUGCCCACCGUGGCUGUGUCUGUUGAUAGUGGUGGUUCCGUGUUUGAGAUGGACUUUAGACGAGGUCUUCUUGGUCGAAGCACCCAGUCUGUCUGUUUCUUUUCCGGAAGCCACGGUGAAAUAUGCGCAAUGUCUCCACUUCGCCCAGCACACUCCACCGGCCUACUACAGAGCAUUCAAGGCCACUCCUCUUUUCGCGCUCUCUUUGGCUCGGCCAUGGUUGCUAUGGCCUCAUUCACCAAGGUCAUUGUCGUUAUGCUGAAACCCAAGUUUCGUGUUGUCUUUUGGCAGUACCUCAAGGGCCAGCCCUCCUGCCUCCCUCUGCUGUCCUGGUCUUGGCACCAGCCAGCAGGGUCGCCGGACGACGCGUCGGCGGAGUGCUGUGCCUUCCUUGGAUUCGCGCGGUCCUCCAGCCUCCACAUUGCCCGCAUCACCACGCGCGCGGUGGACCACUCUCGCGCCGUGAUCUCCCCCAAAAGCAGCAUUUUUAGUCUUAACGGCAAACAGUUUGUUUUCCUUUUCGACGUCCUUCGCACCAUCUCCCUCGACCAUCGGUUUGUCUCGCUUCAUGUUUUUAGUCUGGAUUACAUUGCUGUUCUGGAUUCAGAGGAAAUCCUCCGUUUGAUCGAUCUCUCGACAGAACAGGAGGUAGAGUCGUUCAAUAUGACAAGUACACAAAUCUGCUAUAACUCGAGUGCAUUUAAGGCCUUGGCUAUUGGCGGUGCUGUCAGUGAAGCCCUGGCUUGUGCUAGUGAACGUGCUUGUGCGAACUCGGUUGCCUCAGCAUCUGGAAAACUCUUGAUUCUUGGCAAAAAUGGAAUUUCAUUAAUCGCACUCAAGUCGUGGAAGGAGCGUGCAACGAGCCUCUUCAAUGCUGGUCGCUUAGAAGAGGCCUUGGCGUGUUGUCGUCAGGUGGUUAAAGACUCCACCAUGACCCCACAGCUUCGGCAAUCUCUCCUUGAAGUUCUCAAUGAAAUGCCACUUGCGGACGCCAAACUUCGUCCCACUCCAGCGUCCGUUUCAAACCUUGUUGAGAUCUGUGUUGUUGCGAAUUUGGUCGAUUUCCUCCAAUCAUCUGUGAUACCUGCUUACCGGCAAGAUAAGUUGACAUUCCCACUUAUACUUCGGUGCCUCUGCACCCGCCUUCUCCAGCUAAAGCCUAUUUACGAGGUUCCUGAUGACGAUUUUUGCCUUCGUCAACUGGCCCCCGACAUCGUUAUGGAGAUCCUAGUCUGGAGCGUCCACGGUCCGAGUACCUCUCUGCCGUCUCCUUCAACGACCUCCAGUUUGGUCUCACCCAGCCCCACUGAUGUGAGCCGAGUGCAACAACCAAGGUGUAAAAAUGGUCGUCAGUUAGCUGAAUCAUGUCUCGUUCGCUUCUCUCCUGCGAGUCUCGACAUCGACAAGGUUGUUAAAUUCUGCCUCAGCAAUGGCUUGUAUCAGGGUUUUGCCUACGUCUACUCCUACGUGCUACAAGACCACGAGGCGGCAUUCCGACGGCUGACGGAUCUCCUGCUAAAAAGCGCUUCUGUCAGUCGACCCUCCCACGGCGCUCAAUCGCCAUCACCUGUUCAUUCAGCUGCAUCUUCGGAUUCGUUAGAGAAACCCGAUCCUCGAGAAGCAGUUAAUGCAAUUCUGCUCUUUUUGAAAUCGUGCUUUGUCGGAGAGGAGGUCUACGGACUUCCACUUGCCGAACAUUUCCACGAAGACGUACCCAGCAAACUAUUCAACCUCCUCCUCUCGUCGCAGGUGCUUUCUCCUGAACAUCAACGAAAGCCACUCUUUUCACAGCCCACAUCCUCUGCUCGCUCUGUCCCUCGCCUUCGUGUGUUGUUGCACUUCGGCGGCACAGUGGAUCUACUCAAUAUGCUGACCUUGGCCCUCCAAGAAAGCCCCUUCUUCUCCUUCAAACUGUCCUCUACGGGCCUGUGUUGUCAGCGUCGGCAGCGCUUGCUCAACGCUCUUGCAUUGUGUGCUCUCGAUGAGACCUCUGAGGCUCCACUGUCAAUCGAUGCUGACGACGUUGCGCGUCUCUUGUGCUUCAUCGGAAAGCAGCUCCUACUUCCCGAAAACGACUCGCUCGUUUUUGACAAUCAGAAAAUACUCAGUAUUUUGGACCGCCUUGUCAAACUGAUUAGUGCUGGUGAUCACACCCAAUUACCCACAACAGAACUUUCUGAUGUCCUCUUCCGACUUCUCUCUGCUGGUCGUUUGGCGGCUUCCGCAGAGAUGCUCAAGGUGGCCGAAAACAUUGGGUUGAAUGAUUUCUGCGAAUUAGUUUACCGACGACAGGGAAACCUCGGGGCGGUUCUCUCCUGUCUCCUGUCCAGCAUACAACGAACGGCGUCAGCUCAACCGGUACGCAACACCGCCCACCUUUGUGAUCUCGUGACCCGUGUUUACGUCUUCCUCAGUGGCUGUUUGAACUCGCCGACAGAGACUGGUGCCAAUUUCGCGCCCCUAGUAAAUCGGUUUCUAGAAUUUGUUGAAAUGUACGCUACUUUGGACCCACUGCGAUGUUUGAUCCUCCUGAUGCAUGGCAUUGGUCCCUCAAUGCGUCGUAUCCUCUGCGCACUGGAUACCUUCUUUAUGAGUGAUGAACCUCUACCUCCGAAUCUGCUAGCGCAAAAUUCACACCACAGCUACAACGACGACACAUGUCUUUCGCCUGAUGGACCCCAUCACCCGGCUGCAAUUAUUAUCCUAGAACCGUUUUACGAAUUAUUACACUCUGACAUGCCUGAUCUCGAGCUCGAGAAUGCUAUUUCUACAGUCGAAGGUGACACUAAACUCCGAUUGGCUCUGGACGAACUGCUCUCCAAGCCUGAUCCGCUGGUCGCCGAGUUCUACAUUCGACUCCUUCUAGCUGCUGGCAGAAGGGAGACUCUUAUUAAUUUCUUAAAAAUUAACGCUGAAUAUCGGGCAUCCGUCGUGCUGGAGCUUCUGGAUGAGGAAAGCUAUCCCUUGGAACUAGCCUGUAUAUGCGAAAAGACAGGUGACAAGAAUAAGGCCUUCGAGUUUCUCCAAAAGGAUUUUCUUACUCAUUGGGAUGGUCUUGUUGAUUGCUGCAGCGUCACCCCAACUAGCCGAAACCCCGAGCCCCUCCGAGAGCACUCCCUUCGGGUCCACGAGCGCGCCGAUGCUUGGUUCGCUUUUGCGGCCAGACAGUGCUCGGGCAGUCACACAGCCGCCAAUGAGGCAAGCAAUACACACAUCUACUUUCCAUCACCACUCUGGUAUGCCAUUAUUGAUGUCCUCUCGACGCUUCGAAAACAGCAGAUGUGUGACCAGUUAAAUUCGGAAUUGAAUCUUAUCUUUCAAAAGCUGUUGGAGUCCGCCAGCCCGUUUGUGCCGAUUCCCUCGCUCAUAAACCGCGUCCUUCAGCUUGUCGAUACGUCCGUGGCGUCGUUUGGUUCGGCGACGAACCGCUUCCUGUUGCAGCUUGUUGGUGUGUGGCACAAGGAGGUCAAACUGAUGCGUGACUGUCACCGCCUCAUGUCAAGCGAUGUCAGCGCUAGCGAACAGCGCAUUGUGGGAGUGCUAAAACGUGGAGUCGGUCUGCGACGCUACUCGUGCUCCCUUUGCGGAUUCACCUUCGCGCGCCGAUACAGGUUGCUCCGCUCGCUUGUCACCUGUUCCUUGCACACGGGCGGCUUUUCCACACUAGAUGAGAAGCACGCAAACAAACCCGAGAUCAUCAUAUUUUGGUAUGAUUCUUUAACUUUCUUGAAUACCACGUGUCCGAGAACUGACCUAGUCGCGGAGUUGUGCUAG
Molecule: messenger RNA, 4401 nt
Organism: Mesocestoides corti
Lineage: Eukaryota; Metazoa; Platyhelminthes; Cestoda; Cyclophyllidea; Mesocestoididae
Source: the annotation of a GenBank genome assembly